Messenger RNA from Phycodurus eques (leafy seadragon), 4717 nucleotides. RefSeq names its product RNA-binding motif, single-stranded-interacting protein 3-like. Bases 1187 to 2452 code for a protein of 421 amino acids. Gene Ontology annotation, molecular function: poly(A) binding; mRNA 3'-UTR binding; poly(U) RNA binding. Gene Ontology annotation, cellular component: ribonucleoprotein complex; nucleus; cytosol. The record is from RefSeq and is a predicted model, not a curated record. The transcript is spliced from 14 exons. Lineage: Eukaryota; Metazoa; Chordata; Actinopteri; Syngnathiformes; Syngnathidae.
CACUCACUCUCUCAGUUACAUGCACAGUCACACACACAUCACUCACACCGCUGCCACCGCACACACAUGCACACACACACAUGCACACACACGCACACACGUACACACACACACUCACACACACACUUUGUGACGGCUGCCAGGGGCAGUGGGCAGCAAGCAGUCAGGGACAGAGCUUGCAAAAAAAGAGAGGCAUCGCAGAGGGGAAGAGAAGAAAAGAGAGUUGGAGACCUUGUGGAUCAGAGGGGAUUUUCCUCAGUGUGAGUGCAUGUCUGCAUUGGACUGCUUCCUCUUGAGUGAGAGGAGUUUUGAACCUUUUUUCUUUUGCUCAUCCUCCACGCUGGACUCCUGUGCUAUCUACCUAGCUAUUCCCGGCGCUUAACAAAAGAGGGAGCGAGUGAGAGUGAGGAGGAAAAAAAGCAGUCACAGCAAUAGCUCCAGACCCCGCUCGCACUUUCCACCCCCAAUCUCUCCAGCUCCACAUCCAAGUGCGACUUCAUCACUGACUUCGGAGGAUAGAACACAGGACGGUGUAUGUUCCCCCGGACACAGCCAAGCUCCUGGUGGGAUCAGGGUCUUGUCUGGUGUGAGGGCUGCCAGCAGGAGAGCACAAACCUACAGGAAAAGGGGAAGAGACAAGGAGCGACAGCAGAGAGACGCUGGGAGGACAAACUGAAGGCAAACUAAGGGGCAUCUGCAGGGCAACAGAAAGAAGACGAAAUUCGGUGUGCUUUUUAGAGCAGAGACUGUGAGGAACCGACAACCAGAUCCCAUUCACUCCUCCCUCCUCUUCCUUCUCUCUUUGCUCGCUUCCUCUUCCCCCUCCUUUACAUUGUCACUGUCUUGUUGUCCAUUCCCCCCUAUUGUUUCCUGUAUUGCCACUACCUAUCCUCAUAUCUUCUUCCCUCACCUCAUGUUGCCCUCUAUUUAAACCCUAUUUCUGUUGUCACUCCGGAUUCUCUCAGUCUGUUCACUGAUACCAACAUUAAGACUUUUUUUCUGAGCUCCUUGGCAAGUAGACAAACUGAAAACCAAAGUCUCACACAGGAGUGUGUUUUCUCCCUGCAUCCUCGACUCAUUGAAACGGAUCACCUAAAAGGAUCCAGGAUCGAACCUCUGCGUAGUUGUAUCCAUCCUGCGAGCUUCUAUCUCCAGCCUCCAGGACCUCCAGUUGAAUUCCAGCUACAUGGGCAAGCGUUUGGAGCAGCAGCAAAUGUACCCCCAGUACACGUACUACUACCCCCACUACUUUCAGACCAAGUCUUAUGCUCCUCCACCUCCACCUAUGGCACCGCCCAGCCCCAGCACCACAGGAGGAGGAGGUGGAGGUCAGGGAGGAGGGAUGGUGGAGCAGCUAAGCAAGACCAACCUGUACAUCAGAGGCCUGCCACCAGCUACCACUGACCAAGAUCUCAUCAAACUCUGCCAGCCAUAUGGCAAAAUUGUUUCUACAAAGGCCAUUCUGGACAAGAACACCAAUCAGUGUAAAGGCUAUGGCUUUGUGGACUUUGACAGCCCCGCAGCUGCCCAGAAAGCCGUGGUGUCGCUCAAAGCCAGCGGAGUCCAGGCACAGAUGGCGAAGCAACAAGAACAGGACCCCACCAACCUGUACAUCUCCAACUUGCCUGUGUCCAUGGAUGAGCAGGAGCUGGAGAAUAUGCUGAAACCAUUCGGUCAUGUCAUUUCAACUCGGAUACUGAGGGAUGCCAGUGGACUAAGCAGAGGGGUCGGCUUUGCCAGGAUGGAGUCAACAGAGAAGUGUGAUGUGGUGAUUCAAAACUUCAAUGGAAAAUUCUUGAAAACUCCUCCAGGCAUGACAGCCCCUGCAGAGCCGUUGCUGUGCAAGUUUGCUGACGGAGGCCAAAAGAAGAGACAAACCCAGGUCAAAUAUCCACAGAACGGACGACCGUGGACACGGGAAGGAGAGAGUGGCAUGACCCUGACAUAUGAUCCCGCCACGAUACAAAAUGGGUUCUACUCAUCACCAUACAGCAUCUCCACCAAUCGGAUGAUUGCUCAGACGUCAAUCACGCCCUUCAUUGCUGCCUCUCCUGUUUCCACAUAUCAGGUUCAGAGUACAUCUUGGAUGCCACAUCAGCCGUAUGUUAUGCAACCAACAGGUGCUGUGAUUGCGCCGUCAGCGGCCAUAGAGCCCAGCUUGUCUCUUCACCCCUCCGGUGUCAUGGCUCCUCUCACCCAGCAGAUGAACCACCUGUCCUUGGGCACAACAGGGACUUACAUGUCUGCUGCAGCAGCUGCUCCUAUGCAAGGAACCUACAUUCCCCAGUACACUGCAGUGCCUGCUUCUGCCAUCACAGUGGAAGGCGUGGUGACAGACUCAUCUCCACAGACGGCUGCCCCCUCCUUGCAGGACAACAGUGGGCAGCAGCCUUUAUCAGUCGAGAACACAGGGGAACAUAGCACUGCCUACUCAUACCAGCAGACUAAAUAACAAGAUUGCAAAUUGCAGCAUUGCCUUGUGAAGGACUGCACUGACAGAGCGAGAACCAAACAGGGACACACUGAAGUCACAUGGACAACAUGACAGGAGUGAAUUCUUCCGCUGUGCUGAGACACGAAACAAAACUUUUUUUUUUUUUUAAAUAUACCUGGUUGAACCAAGAAAAUGACAUAAGAUCAUUUCUGAACUGAAGGACAAUGGGAUCAAUAGCAGUCUGCAUCUUUGAGUUGAUCAUUUCUCCCAGUGAGACUGGGCUUAGCCUCCAAGGGAAUCCAAAAAAAGAGACAACAAAGACUGAAAUUCCAACCAACAUGAUGGAGAGAAAAGAAAAACAUUUGAAUGUGCAGGUAGAUUUUCAAACUUUUAUAUUAAAAAUAAGAAAUCAAAGACAAACUAGACAAAAUUGUCUUCCUUCGAUAUUCAGUUACAGUGGAUAUAAAAGGUCUACGCACCCCGGCUCAAAUGGCAUUUUUUUCUGAUUAAAAAAACAUGACCAAGAUAAAUAAUUUCAAAACUCUUUUCACCAGUAAUGCGAGUUAAAUCUUCCAAUCACAGAAUGUGUCAUGGUCAGAUAGUUUUUAGUAGUUUUUUAGAUAGUUAAAAGAACCAUUUUUUAACUUCUUUCAAAACAUGAUUUUAUUAAUUGAGUUGUAUAGGUCAUAUUAAUGCGGGGAAACAAUUUUUGAAAUGGUUUAUCUUGGUCUUUCUUAUUUAUAUUACAAAAACCUGGAAUUUAAACAGCGAUGUGUGAACUUCUUAUAUCCAGUGUACAUCAUUUUCAUUCUUUUUAUUGUUUGAAUAGUUUUGUAGGAGAUUAAAGGUUUCGUAAGUCUUUCUUGCCUUAAUUUUCCUCAAAGUGUAGGAAGCAUUUCCAUUGCGUUGAACUAUUGACAAACAGUCGAAUUAGUGAGAUUAGAGCUUUGUGCGAAAUCACAGAAAUUAUACUGUACAGGAUUUUUUGUAUUUGAAGAUGAUUCUAAACAAUGUGGUGCAGUUGAUUUGAAAUUUGGAUGUGGGAAUGUUUAAUCCACUGUUUCUUGAUUUAAAAUGAAAUUUAUUGUUGAGCGUUUGUUUUUCUAAAAAAAAAAAAAAAAAAAAAAAGCAGUUACAUAGCUUUGUCUGCUUUACAUGUCACGCAGCAAACAGAAAAGCUAAAAGGCGGAGAGCUCCCGGCUUUGUCACAAAGCAGAACUGAUUUUAAGAUGCGAAAAAGCAAUAGUUUUAGUAAAAAGCAAGUGGCAGAUUUUAUACCAAAGAUGAAGAAAAUGGCUCGAGAUUUCUUCAUUGUGUUGCUUUUACUUUAUUCUUUUACCACUGAAAGUGAAACGUAUGUUGCUAGACUUGGGUUUGCCGCGGGGAAUCAUUUUGUCCAACAGUUAGUCGUAGGGCUAAGUUGCUUUGUAUCAAACUGGUUCUCCAACCAACUGGUAGAUAAACGGUUGAAUUUUCAUAGGGGAUUUUAAUCCAGUGGAAAUAUAGUGGCUGCUUUUGCAAGUGGUUGAAACAGUAGACUGUACAAGGUGCUUGAAGUUGUGUACAAUGACAUGUAAAAACUUUCAAUUCAAAACAAAACACAUGAAAUGUCUCUGACUUUGGGGCACACAUUUGCAGUCCAAUACUGUUUUGCCAACCACAAGCCAUCUUCAAUGUGAGCAAAGUUAGGAUAUGUCUCAAAGCAAAGGGCAUUUCUGCAUGGAACCAUUUAAGGUGGUGUGUAUUAUCUCUAGGUUUUUUUUAAUGCUUUUUUAAAUUUAACUUUGAUUGAGAAUCAAUGUGUGAGCUGCUAAAUAUUUUUUUCAUUUUUCGUGACCAGGGUUGUCUCAUGUUGUGUGAAUGUGGAAAAAGCUCCAUGUUCAGAAUGUCCACUCAAAAAACGUCCUUCAGCCAGGACCAACCCUUUCACUCUGUUUGCUUUUGUACAUGAUUUAUGGCUUGGAAUGAAAACCCCUAAAAGAAAAUUCAAAAAAAUAAAUCGGUGAUAAUGACAAAGGUGACUAAAAAAAAACACGAUGCCACACCCUCCACCAAUGAAGACAAACCAAAAUAUGGAGGGAAAAAACAAACAUACAAAAUCAGGCAGGUAAAAACUCAAGGGAAGAUAGGAUUGUAUCUGAUUUCAUCUUAGGUUUGAAAAUGUCGCUUGUAAUGGCAGAGAGAGGUAAUGUGGUUGAAAAAAAUAAAUAAAUAAAACAUCUUUAUUUACUUGGCUACAACAAGCCCUUCAUGAAAUUGUGAAUCUGAGAGUCUCUGGAGAGC